Messenger RNA from Scatophagus argus, 2290 nucleotides. It is a transcript of the gene tm6sf2a, whose product is annotated as transmembrane 6 superfamily member 2a. The coding region runs from base 254 to 1384 and encodes 376 amino acids. The record is from RefSeq and is a predicted model, not a curated record. NCBI's taxonomy places the organism in Eukaryota, Metazoa, Chordata, Actinopteri, Scatophagidae. The transcript has 10 exons. Gene Ontology annotation, cellular component: endoplasmic reticulum membrane; endoplasmic reticulum-Golgi intermediate compartment membrane. Gene Ontology annotation, biological process: regulation of lipid metabolic process; lipid homeostasis.
AGUCAUUAGACUCCCGAGGUGAACUUUGAGACCUACCAGACUGCAGCAGCGUAGCGCUGUUUUAUCACUGAUCAAAAGGCAACGUGGUGACACUCCUUUUAAUUAUCUCCUUCCCUCCGUGGUACUGGAGAAGACACUGUCUCUUAACAUGUCUCGCUUCACCACCAAGUGUGUCUAACAGGGAAUAUUUCUAUCUGGACAUUUAUUUUUAUUGAAAUAAAAGAAGAAGAGGUCAAGCAACGCGUUUUCAACGAUGAGGUCGGUGGUGGAAGUCUACGUGUUUCUCCUUUCUCUGCUGGCUCCUGGGGUUUUGUACACCAUGAAUAACAUCCCUGCGCUUCAGGAACCUCUUCCUAUCCUGGGAAUGGGAAUGGUCGUCCUAGGAUUUGUUUUUCUCCUCCUCCUCCUCACAGUGCAAAACAAGACGAAGGUGGACCCCUUAUUCUAUGUAUUUGCAGAGUUUUGCUUCACCUGCGUGGUGGGCCUGACUAAUGCUUUAGAGCAGGAUGGGUUCAUCUCUGGCUUCAUGGGCUUCUACCUAAAGAUGGGUGAGCCUCAUCUGAGCGCCGCCUAUGCCGUAAUGAUGUCUUACUGGGAAGGUGUUGUUCACUUUGUCCUCUUCCUUGCCAUCAUCCAUCGCAUGUUCAAAGGGAAGUCCUAUCGUAGCCUGGGGCUGCUGUGGGCGGGCUCCUCAAUUGCUCAUCAGAUUGUUCUCAUCCCAGGAGUGGUCAUUGGGAAAUAUGGGUCUAACAUUCAACCAGCCUUUUGGAGGAAUAUCCCCUUCUUUUUGGCACCUUUCUGGGCAGCGUCUUUGCUGUUCAGCAGACCUCGAGAGAUGCCGAUUGUUACAGCAGACAAGAUUUCAGCAGAGCAGAGGAAAAGUCUGCUGACUCGACCUGUUGACCUGCUUCUGUCACUUCUCUUACUGGCAGCAGUGGCCUUCUCUGUAUUCAGAGGCUUUGUGGUGCUGGACUGUCCUCUAGACACCUGUUUCACCUACACCUACCAGUACGAGCCCUACCUCAAAGACCCAGUUGGCUUUCCCAGGGUUAUGAUGCUGGUAUAUUUUUUCUAUGCUGUGCCCCUGCUAACUGUCUUCAUCUAUGGUCUUAAUACACCUGGAUGCAGCUGGAUGUUGGACUGGACCAUCUUCUUUGCUGGGGCCAUGGCUCAGACCCAGUGGUGCCAUAUCGGAGCAUCUCUGCACUCUCGCACUCCCUUCACGUACCGAGUCCCAGCAGACAAGUGGUGGCCUGUUAUCACCUUCAAUGUGCUGCUCGCUGCUACGCCGACUCUGCUGGCCCUGCGCUGCCACACCAACCCCACUUAUUUUAUGAAACCUGUUCCCAAAGGACAGACCAACAGCAAGAAGAAGAAAAACUAGACCACACACACACACACACACCAGCCACGGACUCGAGGAAUACUUCACACUGUGACAAGGCUAAUGUUUUCUGCGGACUCUUGGUGGCACACAAACUGCAUUAAACACACAAUUUUAAACCCAGAGGAAAUAAAAAUCGUUUCUCUCUGAGUCAACUGUUAAAAAUCAGUCACCUCGUGCCACAGCUGCUGCAGCAGCACUCCCUGCAUGAACUAUUGGACCCUGAUAAGAAGGCUGUUGAUCGAGGUCAGGACUGUGAUCAGCUUGCAUGCUUUCAGGUGACUCAUACAGAUACACUUUUUUCCUCCCAAACUAAGCCUAUUAACAUGGAUCAUAUGUAUCCACAGCAAACUGCUGGAGAGUGACAGUCACCGUCAUUAAUUUCUUAUAUAUAUUUCAAAAAUCAUACCAAAACUCCACACUUUAUUUUUACUGAUCUAAAAUUGACGAUCAGUGAAAACUCUCACAACUUUCAUUAUUUUAAAACUCUAAAUAUACAAAGUGUUUGCAGCAUUCAUGAAGGCUUGAGGUGGAACGACUAAGACUUGCUGAUAAAGGGGAUAAUAGCAGAUGUUACUCAGCCAGAGAAUUUGAUGAAGAAAAACACCAGGCCUUAAAUUGUAUAACAUAUUUGUAUGUUGUCACUGGGCCCACAAACAACUCUUAUUAACAGAUUUUAUGAAUAGACUAAUCAUUUGGUCUGUAAAAUCUGAGAGAACAAUGAAAGAUCCCAAGGUGACAUGUUCAGAUUGUGCUGUCAAACCAGUUCAAAAAUUCAGUUUGCAGUCAUAUAAAACUCUCACACUGGACAAGCUGAAACUUAAGUUCUAGAUUUGUGCACCUCUGUGGUUUUCCAUGUUUAAUGUUCCACUUUUUUUGUAUAAUAAAAACAAAUUGACCGCUGAA